Brassica napus (rape) is the source of this 750-nucleotide messenger RNA. Its product is annotated as F-box/kelch-repeat protein At4g38940-like. The transcript is spliced from 2 exons. NCBI's taxonomy places the organism in Eukaryota, Viridiplantae, Streptophyta, Magnoliopsida, Brassicales, Brassicaceae. The record is from RefSeq and is a predicted model, not a curated record. Gene Ontology annotation, molecular function: protein binding. Bases 1 to 750 code for a protein of 249 amino acids.
AUGAUCAGAUAUUCAAGGCAUAUCAACGCAUCUUUAUCGCGUGUACGGUGGUGCGACUAUCGAACACUCUCCAUCGUUUCCAAGCAUUUCCGAUCACUUGUUACCUCCCACGAGCUAUACGCGAGACGAUCACUGUUAGGAUGCACGGAACGCCGUCUCUAUGUCGCCCUCUCUAACCGAGAAACCACUUCUCACAAUCCUUAUAUUCUCUGCCUGGAAGCCAACGAUAAUCACCGCUUGGUCCUUAUCCCUUGGCCUACCCAUGUGCCCCACGUUGGAAGCUUCGUCUCUGUGGGCUCGAAGAUAUAUGCGUUUGAUAUGUUGAACCGUUACCACCAUCUGCCGAUUCCAAGCAUUGACCGUAGAUUCCAAACGGUGCACCUCGUGCAUUGUAUGAAUGCAACCAUGGAUGUUUCAGUUGCUGGCGUCAUUGGCAGGAAAAUAUACGUAACUGGAUAUACUAAAAUCCCAUGGGAUACAUCGGCGAAGAUGGUCAUGGCUGUGUUCAAUACAGAAACACAAAUAUGGGAAACUGCGACAGAGACUAUGAUAGGUCGGCCCUAUGGUUGUGUGGUGAUGGCUGGUAAGAUGUACACGAGGGAUGCUCGUAACAGCUUUGUUUACGAUCCAAAGGAGAGUAAAUGGGAGACAGACAAGAGGCUGAAUAUGUUUAAGUGGGAGGGUGGGUGUGUGGUUGAUGACGUAUUGUAUUACUUUGAUAUUCGUGGUGGGAGUGUUGAGAGCUUAUGA